CAUUUCAUUUUUGCUCAAAUCAAAUAACUUGGUUGUUAACUACUUGUCUAUUAUUGGCUGGCUGAGGUAUGCAGGUGCGGUAAUCCAUCGCAAGAGCCAGCCCGUACAUCCGAUGUCCUAAUGUCCCGUUCCUACUUUUACCGUCCGGCUCCUACCUGCUAUUGCUGCUGCUGCUGCUGCUACUGCUACUGCUGCUGCUGCUGCUGCUGCUCCCAUCAGACCCUGCUCUGGAUGGUCUUUGGCAAACGGGCUUUGCUUUUGGGUGGUGUAUGGGUGUUGGUGUUGGUGGGAUCCGUACACCGGAUAACCCUAUACUAGUAUAUGAAUGAAUAUAUGAACAUAAAUCUAUAUAAAUCUAU
This is a messenger RNA of Hyphopichia burtonii NRRL Y-1933, 359 nucleotides long. RefSeq lists its product as uncharacterized. NCBI's taxonomy places the organism in Eukaryota, Fungi, Ascomycota, Pichiomycetes, Serinales, Debaryomycetaceae. The transcript has a single exon. The coding region runs from base 121 to 318 and encodes 65 amino acids. The record is from RefSeq and is a predicted model, not a curated record.